Molecule: messenger RNA, 2761 nt
Organism: Mugil cephalus (flathead mullet)
Lineage: Eukaryota; Metazoa; Chordata; Actinopteri; Mugiliformes; Mugilidae
Gene: tmem204
Product: transmembrane protein 204
Exons: 3
Coding region: 1011-1688 (225 amino acids)
Source: RefSeq, a predicted model, not a curated record
AAGAGAGAGAGAAGUUUAGCGAACGCCUCCUGGUCUCCAGACAAAAGAAUACACCGCACAGUGACGUCUGAGAGGGGGGUAUUUUGGACAUUCUCUCACACAAACACGCACACACAUAUUUAAAGUGAUCAAGAAGGAGGGAGCCGCGUGCCUGAAGCUCGUUGCGAACUGAUGCCUCGGACUACGAUGAACAGAAACUCCCCCACAUUUCAACUCUGACCUCAAGGAUUUGCAGAGAGAGAGAGAGAGAGAGAAAGAGAAAGAGAAGUGGAGAAGAUAGAAAGAAGCAGAGAGGGGUGGGUUUGAGGACUUGUUGUUCCAGUUGGGCAGCAGGGGCUCUACAAGUAGAGAGAGUCUUGAGUAGCCUAAGCAAAGGCACCAACGUACCAGCUCCUAGCAACACAGACCGGAGAAUCCAUGCUUUACUCAUCUGUACUCCUCUGAAAGCAAUGUGGCUUUGCUGAAGAAAAAAAAAGAAAAGAAAAACAAUCUACUGCCUACACAGAAAAACCAGCUGCACACAGAAGUCAGACAAGGGCAAAAAGCAAAGCACUGACGAAAGGAAAAGAAAAUAAAGUACAAAAAUACAGCCAAUAUCAAGCGAGGACCGAGACCAAGAGUCAAGCUGCAGUCAGCCGGAGCCAGUGGAAUGGACCUAGGUGUCAGCUGGAUUAAUCCCCACGUACCCACACUGCUGGCUGAGGAGGAGGGCUGAGGAUCUGCUGCAACGACAUCCAACUCCUGAAUGAGGAUGAAUGGAGAUGUUCUUUAGCUAAGCCUUAAAACAACACUCUUGCCAAUUCCACCUCUGUGUGAGCUGGAACAACAAAAGUGAGCAGCUGGAAGAAGAGGAGAGCGUGGUGGUGGAGGAGGUGGAGAGGAGCCGGGGGGCCCAGGGCACCGCUGCUGGCCCGGGGGAGAGGCGAGGGAGCCGGCGGCGCACUGAGGACGAACAGGAGCCGGAGGAGGGACGCGGCGGAGGGGGAGAGGUGGCGGGUGCCGGGCGUCGCAUGGCCGUGCAAAGACUGGUGGCGGCAGCGGUGGCGGUAGCCCUGCUGUCCCUGGUCCUAAACAAUGUUGCAGCCUUCACACCCAGCUGGGUUCUGCAGGCUCUGGAGGACGGACGUAAGCGGAGCGUGGGACUGUGGAAGAUGUGCCCCACUGGUGGGGAAAAGGGCCGUGACGACCUACAGGCUGGAAGAAGGGUCCAAGGAACACAGAGGCACUGCGAAAGCCUCGGAUGGGGCUCUGAGUACGCAGGCUACCAAGAAUCCCGCAGCACAGUCAAAUUGCAGUUUAACAUGAUGCGAGCCUGUAACCUGAUGGCGACAGUGGCCCUGACUGCCGGUCAGCUGAUCUUCCUUCUAGGCCUGAUGGAGCUGCCCUUCAUCACACAGGAAUCUCAGUGGUGGGAGGAGGCCAUCGCUGCACUCUUCCAGCUAGCCAGUUUUGUGCUGGUGAUUGGACUCGUGACCUUCUACAGGAUUGGGCCCUACACACACCUGUCCUACUCCUGUUACUUGGACAUAGCUGCUUGCCUUCUGGCCACCAUGGCUGCAGCCAUGCUCAUCUGGAACAUUUUACACCGCCGCGAUGACUGCCUCACACCUCCAGUUAUAAUCAUCAGAUCACUGGCGUCACCUUUUCAUCCACGGCUAGACAAUGAUUACGUGGAGUCACCUUGUUGAGACAUGGAACCUCACAUCCCAGGCCAAUAAGGAGCGACAGUGACAAGACAGAGAUUUUAACCAGUUGUGUUUUUGUUCCAGCUAAGUGCCUAAAAUUUGACUCUCAAGACAAGGUGACAUUACUCUGGAUCUACAACAGCUGGACUAACAUGUAACUUCAAUUACAUUAAAUUUCUCCCACUUGUUUUCCUAAAGUUAUCAGAAUGAUUUUGCUGUCUAGUGCACAGAAGUCACAUAUUUAAGUAAAACUAAUGUAUAAAGCAGCCCCAAAGUUCCAUUCAUAUACAGUGUGAUGUAUCGAAUGGUCAUGCUUGUGGUGAGUUAAGUGUUAGCUGGUAUGGAAUUUGGACUGUCUUGUACAAAACCUUCUUGUGAAGAAAGAUCAAGCUGGAACUUGACCUUUUUAUAAAUGCGCACUUAUUAAAUGGUCUCCUGCAUAAUUAUAAAUUGGAAAGAAUGCAAGAUGUUGAAAUUAUAAUACCAGAAUACCUCAUAUUUUUCUCCAUUCUUUCAAAGCAUAUUAAAAUUUUAAUACAUAUUAAUAUUAAUGAUAUAUGUUACAGUAAAGUAGAUAAACUAACAAGGUGAAAGCAGAAGAGUCGGUGACAUUUUUUUUUGCGCUUGAUCAAAUUAUUUAAUUUCAGAAGAUCCAAUGGCAAUCACCUAGCAAAACACAACAAGGUAUACUCUCACUCUGUGAGUCAUUGCUACAGGAAUAUUUUUACUCUUCAAACAAGUAAAAUAAAUUGGAUGGAAACUGACAUUUUAAUCAGUUGUUGUUAAAUGAAUGGGAACAACUACUUUGCCAAUGUACUGCAGUUUUUAGAUAACAUGCACAUUUCACAGCUUAAGUUCAUUUUUUUGAUGCUUUCCAUAUGAAACUGCUCGCUUGUGGUACAUACUGUAUACUUAAAUUAAUAUAAUAUAAAAUAAUAGAAUAGUGCUUUCGUAACUAGUUGCAUUACUGUGAUCAUAUCAUACUUUUGCAAAGAUCUCCUGGCUAUAUGUAGGUCAUGGGGCACAGUAAAAUAAUAAUAUAUCAAAUUCAAUAAAUUCAUUGCUAAACAUUCAAA